UAAAACCAAAAAACUUGCAAGACUUCACUUCGACAUGAUCAAUUAUCAAACCCUUAUUCCUCCACCAACAACGGACCGACUUCUUCUUCCUCUUCUUGUACCACAACCAUCAAUGGCUGUAACAUGUUCUUCUUCCACUCACAUCUCAUUUCUGAAAUCGGGUCUAAUCACAAAGCCUGUCAGCAAAUCUCCGAUGCUUAAAGUCAGUCAAGUUCCAGUCAAGAGAACAACUAGAGUACUGCAGAUCAAAUGUUCCAUCAAAAACAAGGUUUUUGAGGAUCGGUCUAAUGGUAUUAUCUGCUACAGCGAUGAAAGUGGGGAAAUAAUUUGCGAAGGAUACGACGAAGGUCCCCGCCUUCAACAGCAGAUUCCAAUGACAGCUUGCCAUCCAAGAGAUGUGGAGAUCUUCGAUCUUCUUCUUCAACAGAGUAGGCUUCAGAUUGUAAAAGGCAGUGGAUUGAACCAUGCUGACGAAGAAAGUGUUGCUGUUCACAAGGACUUCAAUUGCAAUGGCUUUAACUCUUUCUGCUGAUCAGCUCACAACUUUUGUCAAUUCUAUAGAUAUCUCCACAUCUAUGUGUUGUACUAUGUGUAAGGCAGGCAAAUACAUUAAUCAUAGAAUGUGAAUAUAUAUAUAAAUGCACCUGUUUUUAUUUGUUGAA
Molecule: messenger RNA, 662 nt
Organism: Alnus glutinosa
Lineage: Eukaryota; Viridiplantae; Streptophyta; Magnoliopsida; Fagales; Betulaceae
Exons: 3
Coding region: 35-532 (165 amino acids)
Source: RefSeq, a predicted model, not a curated record